CUUAUGAUAAGUGUAUUCAUUCCUCCCCCCCCAUGCACCUAAUGCUGAAGUCAGUGUAAUUUUCAGGAAGCCCCCUUUCUGUCUCUCUCUCACACCCCACUUCAUUUUCCUCUCUUCCAGAGCUGUCCCCUAUUCUUCAAUGGUUCAGUCCAGACUCCUUCCUGUUGUAUUCAAGAGGAAAGAGGUAUCUUAGUCAAGUGUAAGGUUCCACCUGCAGGGCUUGGCAGACGGCUAUCAAUAUGAAGCCCAGUUCUGGCUCCAGACGGGGGAGAUUCCGAAUUGUUUAUGUGAACAGAUUUGGAAGCCACCGUUCUGGUACUGUGAUUCAUUAUGGCAGCGGCGGCAGCCUCCUGAGGCAUCAUGAGAAAGUGGCUCGGGCAGACACCCACUUCUGCCUUGUGGACAAGUCUCCCCCUACCAUUCCUGACAGGAAAGGUUCGGAGGGUGCGGCCAGUCUUUCACCUAGGGAAGGAACGAGCCCGUCCUUUAUCCCUGAAGCCCCUCCUAAGAGGGGAACUAAAGAGAUUGGAGGGUGUGGUAACCAGCCACGGAACCAAGGAGUUGAGACCAAGGGGUCCAAGACCAGAAAGGUUGCCAAAGCCAAGAAAGCCCCCAAAGUCAGGAAGGCUGUGACGGAGUCACCAUUAUCACUAAAGUGGAGCAGCAAGAUGGUAGCUGUAAACCCUACAGUCGCCAGCAGUCAGAAACAAAUUGGUGGCUGCCAAGAAACUCAAAGAGGUACAUUUGAAUUCCCUUCUUCCUUGGAAGAUGCUAAUAAUGUGAUCGGACAAAGAAAGAAAAAGUCUGCAGUGUGGCUUGGAGUUUGUAAAGUAAUUUCUAAAAUGGUAGAAGAAAAUGGACACUUUAGAAGCAGACUGAUGUCAUGUAGCCAACUUUCAAGUGAAGGCAAAGAUGUAAACUGGAAUGUACAAACUGAGAUUUCCUCAGCUGACAUUGCAGAUAAGGUGAAGCUUUUUCCUGCUGUGGAGGAUGAAGCCAUUUUUGGAUGGGUGUAGACAACAAAGCAACAAGUAAAUGAAGAUUUAAUUCAGGCUUUGCGUUAGAUUGUUUUUUAAUUCUAGUUGUUAUCUUUAACCUUGGAGGAGAACCAGAUUGUUGGUGUCAGAGGUGCUGUAGUACAAGCACUAUACAUAUUACGUGAAACAUAUUUCUUUUUUGUGUUUCUAAUCUAAUAAUUGUAAUGCAAGUUUGAUUUUGUUUAAGUGCUGAUUAAGCAAAUCAGCAUUGCACUUGUUACUAUUUGCUGUAGGUGCUCACAAAGGAAUACAAUGUAGUAUAAUUAUAACACAAUAACAUUAUUUUUAUGUUGCUUGUAUGUGUACUGUACUAAUUAGCUUUUCAGAAUAAAGGAUGGAUCUGUGAAAUAAA
Molecule: messenger RNA, 1389 nt
Organism: Rhineura floridana
Lineage: Eukaryota; Metazoa; Chordata; Lepidosauria; Squamata; Rhineuridae
Exons: 6
Coding region: 240-1016 (258 amino acids)
Source: RefSeq, a predicted model, not a curated record